AGUCACCAUCUCCCUCAUGGAGUGAAUGUAGUGAAUGUUUAGCAGCAGUAAGACAGGUUGUGGCAGGUUUAGUGGAAUUCAUCCAUCAGCAUGGCAGUAGAAAAUUACAGGAUACAACCCAUUCUCAACAUGCUAAAUAUAAAAUUAGUAUGUGUCGUGAUUUAACUUUAAGAGGAAGUUGCCCUAGGGGCACUAAUUGCACAUUUGCACAUUCUAAUGAGGAAUUGGAGAAAUAUAGAGCAAAGAAUAGAAAGUCUAUAAACAGAAGUAAAGAACAUCGUGCGGAGAAUCAGUCUCCUACAGACAAGAACUACCAACAGACAGAUGAUUAUUACUCUAUACCUAAUACAACCACGGUAAGCCCCGUCCCGAUACCUAUACAAAUUCCUCGUAUGAGCUAUGAUGUUCCUUAUCAUCCCAAUCAAAGUUACCCACCAAGUCAACCAUUUUCUCAAGCCAUAUACCAACCACAGGCCGGUACAUUUCCAAUUCACGAAAUGUACACCUCUAACCCGAGUAAUGUGGUACUAGCCAAUGGUGGUCAAUUUUACCCUACUCAACAAACUGAAUAUGCGAACAUUAAUCAUCACGCUCCACAAAACGUGGAUAUCGUUAAGAGACCCAAUUGGGAUGUAAUGAUGAAAAAUCAGAAUUACCAGCAGACUCAAAAAACUAAUCGCGUGUCUACGAAAACCCUUGCCGAACUCCAUCAAAGGAAACAAGAAGUGAUAUCGCAGCUCGAGAAGGUAGUAGGAAAAAAUGCCGCUACUGAAAUAUCCAAUACGGCUAGUAGUCUCGCGCGGCAAGAAUCGCAACAUGACUUGGAUAGUCCCACGUCUCCCUACAAUUUUUGGUCGGGACAAAUCAAUUCCGGACCUACCUUCGUUAGAUCUGACUCUAUAUUGGCCGCAGAUGACGAUUGCGUACCUUACGAUUAUCCCGCUAUUAAUAAAUAUGGUCCGAUUUCUCGUAUGCAUAAGGACAACGGCAUCAGCCAAUCUGCGCCUUAUAGAGAUUCUUCGUCUUUGAUAAGGAGGCCAAUGUCAUCAGUUAGUCCGGUUGCUUCUUGGUAUUACAAUAACAACAACCACUUUCAUCAACCCAUACCUACUAGUCAUAAUGUGGUUGGACCGCCGGGAAAUGGAAUGACUGAUGGAUACGUAGCUUAUGUGAUAUCCCCAGUAGGCCUAAUCCACAUGUGA
Molecule: messenger RNA, 1202 nt
Organism: Anoplophora glabripennis (Asian longhorned beetle)
Lineage: Eukaryota; Metazoa; Arthropoda; Insecta; Coleoptera; Cerambycidae
Exons: 5
Molecular function (GO): metal ion binding
Source: RefSeq, a predicted model, not a curated record